AUGGAUGAGAUAUUGGCGAUAAACACCCGGAGGAGAGACGGUCUAAAUAAUACAGAAAACUCAAAAAGAUCUGCUGUAGAAGAUAAAAUCAUUAAUGCAAACAAUGGUUAGUUUCAUCUGGCCAUAAACCUCUCGAGGUAGUCUAAUUUAGAAACAUUAGGGAGUUUAAGAUCUUGACGACGAACUACUGACUACGUUUGAAAUAGUACAAACCAAUGAUCUUGAUUAAAUAACUGUUACAUUAUCACAAGGCUCGACAUAGCGGCCUGCCAAUGGCCAAAAGCAGGCCAUAUUUCAGAAAUGACAGGCGAAAAGAAUUUGACCCUGCCAAGUCGAAAAUAAAAUGGCAGGCGAAAUUCUACGAAAACAAAAUGGCGUCCAAUGGUUGAGGACACAACGAUUUGCAUUUUGCUAUUUUCAGUUAGCGGUUUGCCGUAACGUCAAUCUUAAGGUUUCUAAUAGAUAAGUAAAACAGUUACAGUAAGUAGGGCAAAUACAUGAAUGAUUCGAUAUCUGAGAAGACGCGAAAGUCUAACCAUUUACUGGCGUCAACGUAAAGGUAGCUCUUUCUCCUCAAUUAUUUUAAGACCUCGAGUAGAGGUUGGACCAAGGAUUAUUGAACCCGGAUCUCCCAUCUUGAAAGAUAAGUGUUAUGCAUGCUUGUAUAUAACACCACAAGUACAUGCUUAACACUGCAGGAAAAUUAAUCUUUAUGUUAAAACCUGAGCAAGACCAUUCUGUCAGUUCAAAAAUAGAAAUGGCAGACCAUAAUUUAUUUGACCUGCCAUAAAAAUAGUUUGGCUGGCCAUAUGUUUUUCCAUUGGACGACUUGCGCUUUAGACUAAAUUUUAAUCUAAGUAAGAACACCACAGCUGGAAAGAGCGUCUUGCAAUUAGUAAUAUUACAAAGUUUGGUUGCGAAAUGUUGUAAAAUACGGAAAAUAUAGCCCUUCAAAGUUGGCAAAUUUGUAUACUUUUGUAUUACGUGCGUGAAUUGGUAACUAAAUUAGUUAGCAAUUUCCGCACGUAAUAGAUUUGUAUACAAAUUUGCCAACGUCGCAGGGCUAUAUUUUCCGUAUUUUACAACAUUUCGCAACCAAACUUUGCAGUUUUUCUAAUUUUGAUAACUUCUUUCAGAAAAUAUCCUUUGUUAUUCCCAGAUUAAAUUUUUUUCUAAAGCGUAAGUCGUCCAUUUCGAACCCCACAUUAUCAUAUUAUGAACACUUUUUCUAGCCGAAGAAAUAUCGGAUGACCUUUUCGAAGGUGAUAUAGUUCUUGACCCUGACACAAUCCCAGAAGACAAGGAACUCUAUGACAUGCAACAGAAGAAAAAGAACGAGACGUCGGUUAAAACUGGCACAAAGAGACAAGGGACGCGAAAUCUGAAAUGGCUGUGGCAUUAUAAGAAAGUUCCUUAUGAAAUAUCGUCGUCUUUAUGUAAGAUUCCUUGAAGGGAAUUUCAAAUGGGGCUUCGGUUGCGCAGUCUUCAGAGCAUGCGCCUUUCACCUUUGAGAUCAUGGGUUCGAUUCUCGCUACGGACUCAUGUGAAAAGAGUCGGUCAACGCUCUUCCUCCCACAGGGAAAGUUGACGCCAGGGUGGGUUAGGAUAAACACAGUUAAGGAAGCAAUUUCACAAUUGUUGUAAAGAUAAAAUAGUCUAGGCUCAGACUGAAGACAUUGAUUUUGUAUUUACUCAAAAUUUUGAGCUGUGGAAGGAUGCAUUUAAUGACACAAGUUUUUUAGUCAAAAUACUCAGGGAUGUUUUUGCAGCGAACGUGAAGUAGUAUUUAAAACAUGAGCAGCAGUGUUUUAUCAGAUAUAAAGAUACGAGGCGAAGCCGAGUAUCUUUUAGGUCUGAUAAAACACACACUGCAAAUGUUUUAAAUUGCUUCAAAAACGAACAAACGAUCGAUCACUAAGUUCAUUGGCGAUGUAAUUUGCAAAAAAUACGUUGUGUAAGUUGAGAAAAUCAAAGUUAAAUUUAUUUAAAUCCAGGGAAAUUUUUAUCACAUAUAAAGAUACGACACGCUUAUGAUUUUUCUUUGUGUUUUCCUCAUGAAUUAUUAAUUUGUUUUUGAAUAAACCUGAAUUUUGAAAUAUAGUUUUACUUUUCAUAGUUCAAAUUAAGGAUACGAUUUUGAAGGCAAUCCAGACUUUCAACAGCAAGACUUGUGUGAAGUUUGUCCCAAGGAAAGCAAAUGACAGAAAUUACGUCUUGUUUGACAAACGUCAAGGGUAAGGAAUGUUUGGUAAUUAUAUUGUUAAUUAUAAGUCAUUGCAUUUGGUUAAUGAGCUAAUUAAGUGAUUAAUUAGGUAAUUGAUUGCUUAAAUUAUUCUUACUGUCGUUCCAAUUGAAGUGUUGCUCAAAUAUUGAUUCAAUACAUUACCUCGGGCUGACCAAUUCAUUUCAUCAAGUUCCUUGAGAUAUUCCUACACUUCCUAGUAUAAUUGUAAACUUCCUGUUGAAUAGUUUGAAUGCACCAAUCACCUUUGUUGUUUGUGCAACUAACCAAUCAUAAAUAGAAAGGAAGUGACUAGAAAUGAUCAAAUACUUGGAAUUGGCUCUUUCACAGGAAGUGUAUGAAUAUCUCGAGGAACUUGAUCAAAUGAAUUGGUCAGCCCGAGGUAAUGUAUUGAAUCAAUAUUUGAGCAACACUUCAAUUGGAACGACAGUAAAGGGAAAUAAAAAUUAACUUUGUCUUAUUUGAAAGAACUUUUAAAGUUAUAUAUUAAGACCCUUUGCAAUUUAUAUUAACCAUUUAAUGAUGGAAGAGUUAGUUUUUACAUUCAAAAACCCAUUAAUGGAAAGUUCAGUUUUCUUCCUGUGUUAGUUAAUGGAUAGUUCCAGUUACAGACUAAAUUUUGAUCUAGGCAAGAAGAACAAAAUCCAUCACCACAGCUAGAAAGAGCAUGUUAAAAUUAGUAAAAUUGCAAAGUUUGACCGCGAAAUGUUGUAAAAUGCGGAAAAUAUAGCCCUGCGAAAUUUGCAAAUUUUGUAUUAAUUUGUAUUACGCCAGGAAAAUUCACCACUUGCGGCCCAAAUGUGGUGCAUUUUCCCGCGCGUAAUACAAAUUAAUACAAAAUUUGCAAAUUUCGCAUGGUUGUAUUUUCCUCAUUUACAACAUUUCGCGGCUAAACUUUUCAAUUUUUCAAGAUCAAAAUUUAGGCUAUAGCUGGAAUUGCCCAUUUGUUUUAUUGUUAACUAUUGAAUUUCUGUAUAUAGAUGCUAUUCAAGAAUUGGUAGAUCCUAUGCCCGCCAAGGUCCACAAGUUAUCUCAGUUGGACAAUACUGUGAUUAUGAAGAUAUUAUUAUUCAUGAAAUGCUUCAUUCUGUCGGUAAGAUAUUUAAAUAUCUAAAGUAUUUUUUCUGCGCAAUUUAUUCCUCCGUUGCCGGAAGCCAGGAAUCCUGGCUAAGAUUGAACUACGCAUUCCAUUUCAACGGCCAAUCAGAUUCCUCCCUGAAACGGAUUAUCCCAGAGCCUCGCGUUCCUUCCCGAGGAUCGCAGGCUCGGGGAACGAGAUUGUCGCUUAUAAUAUGGGAGAUAGUCAGCCUAUAGACAUAGCCGGGCCUAGCUUCUCUUUAUAUUUCAAUGUUAGGUUUAGUGAAGCAUCCAAGUGAGCAUAUAUAUACACAAUUUAAGGCCUUACAAGGAACGGUUGCGAAAAAUGCAACACCAUAGGUCCUCUGGCAGGAAUUGAAUCUGCGUCCCUGCGAUUCCGGUGCAGCGCUUUAACCAACUGCGCUUACAUCUCGACAACUAGCCUCUGUAAGGACUUAGUAUAUACUUUGAAUAUUGUUGACUCUCAUAGGAUUUUUCCACGAGCAAAGUCGACCCGAUAGACAAAACCAUGUCGAGAUUCAUUGGCAGAAUAUUAAACCAGGUAAUUAAGUUAAAAGUUUGUAAAGUAAAGUAAAGUAAAGUAAAGUGGAGUGGAGUGGAGUAUGCAAGGAAAGUGUCGGCGGAGUAAACACGUAAAAAUCUCACAACUUGUCAACAAGAUGUGUUCGCAAAAGGCUUGUAGCGAGCUUGGCAACAAGUUGCGUAACAAUGUUGUCAUUUUAUCAAGUUGUCAGACUGUCAACAAGCCUUUGACAACUUGUCAACAAGCUGAAAACAAGCAGUGCGAACACAUUCUGUUGACAAGUUGUUGGAACAGCAUUGAAUUGCUACAAGUCUGGUGCAGUUUUAUUUUACAAUUUGUACGUUUUUACGUGUGUAGAUUGUGGACCAUGCUUAAAUUUCUCUGUGAUAGCAUGGCUCUGUCAAUGAAUUGCGUUGCACUUUUGUCUGUUUAUCUUUGCUAGGUUUUGAAAAUGAGUUCCUACAAUACGGUCACGACCUAAUUGCCCAUCUACAGAUUAACUACAAUUACAAAAGCAUAAUGCAUUACGGAUCCAAAGCGUUUAGUAAAUCUGCCGAACUUGAAACAAUAACAGCCAUAGGUACCCGAGGUAAAAUUGAACUUGGAAACACCCAGAUGAGUGUUCUCGAUAUCAUUGAGCUGGAUGCUUUGUAUCGUUGUAAAU
Paramuricea clavata is the source of this 4527-nucleotide messenger RNA. The record is from the annotation of a GenBank genome assembly. NCBI's taxonomy places the organism in Eukaryota, Metazoa, Cnidaria, Anthozoa, Malacalcyonacea, Plexauridae.